Myotis davidii is the source of this 466-nucleotide messenger RNA. Its product is annotated as T-cell receptor beta chain V region C5. Gene Ontology annotation, biological process: cell surface receptor signaling pathway. The coding region runs from base 22 to 444 and encodes 140 amino acids. Gene Ontology annotation, cellular component: plasma membrane. The record is from RefSeq and is a predicted model, not a curated record. NCBI's taxonomy places the organism in Eukaryota, Metazoa, Chordata, Mammalia, Chiroptera, Vespertilionidae. The transcript has 2 exons.
AGAUUCUGCCCUGGACCUGAAAUGGUCACCAGGCUCUUCUUCUGGGUGGCUCUUUGUCUCCUGUGGGCAGGAAACAUGGAUGCCGAAGUUACCCAGAGCCCAAGAUACAAGGUUGCGGGGACAGACAAGAAUGUGACACUGAGUUGUCACCAGACUAAUAACCACAACGUUAUGUACUGGUAUCGCCAAGACCUGAACCAUGAGCUGACGCUGAUCUAUUACUCAGUUGGUGCUGGGAUCACUGCCAAAGGAGAUGGUGCUGAUGGGUACAGUGCCUCUAGAUCAAAUACAGAGAACUUUGCCCUCACACUGGAGUCAGCGACACCCUCCCAGACAUCUGUGUACUUCUGUGCCAGCAGUGAAUACACAGCAUUGCAGGGCCACCUCCUCUCUGCACAAAAAGGCAGGGAGAGGCCCUGCACCCUGGACUUAGGGGAGCCCUAAACAAACUUCACACCAUGGAGCC